AUGGAAACCUCUGAGCGCCCGAAUCCAGCGGAGAAAAGACUAAAUCUUCCGCUGACGGGUAUUUCUCGCACGAAAUCACGCUCCAAAGGUAUAAACUUCAACACAGUUUCACCAGGACAAGACACCAAGGCCGUGAGAGCUCCCACUCCAAGCAUAACUCCAAGCCCAGUGAAGAAAAAGCCCAUUUCAUCUCCACUCAAUCAUGAAUUCACCUUACCCAGCGCAGAUGAGCUUUCAAUGCUCGGCAUAGAUGAACAACUACGACUUCUCGCGUUGAAAGAAAUGGCUGUGGUUGAGAUCAAAGAUGGAAUCAGUGAUUUGGAGAACAAGCUCUUGGCCACCGAGCAGGACUUGGGCCAACUUCGACGUUUGAUUCAGCGGUCGCUCUAUCGCGAAAUGACACACAGUGGCCCAGGGAACGGUGUAGAAAACCAAAACCCCCAUCUGCGCCUGGAAGAAGAUCCGCUGUCCAAGCUAUGGUCGAAUUUGGCUAAACCCAUCUCAUUCAUACAGCUGCUAGAUGCACUUAUACAGCACGAGUUUGAAAAAUCGCUCGAACCCCCGGGAUUGCUGACAAAAGAUCACAGACUGACCCAAGAAAUGUCUCUGUCAGAAAAAGCGCUGCAAUCUACAACGUCGAAGGUACCACGAACCGGACGUGAUACUAAGAGGGUUCCAAGAGACUCUGCAUUAGCAAAUGGUACUGGUCCGCUACGUGAGGCGAGCAGGGAUAGAAGCUCUCUGACUAGGACGAGUUUACCUGGUACAACAAAAGAAAGGAAAUUAAGAGAUGCAACCCGAAAGCCCCUGUUGAAGGAAUUUUCGUUAAAAGAUUCAAAACAGAAUACAAACCUGGACCAUGACGGUACGACUAGCCAACUUUCUCGGAGGAAAUCAGAGCAUAGAUCCGAGCAUAGGCCGGAUUCCAGACCAGAAUAUAAACUCGAGCUCUCUCGCCCAUUAAAAGACAAAACUAACACGCACACACAAGAAUGGGCGAAACCACAGCAUGAAGACAUGUUUCAAGCCGUAUCCACAUCGUUGUGGACGUUUGUCAAUGACAUGAAGACUAAUAUGCUUGCCUCUUUGAAUGAAGAUUCACAAAGUGAUGGAGCAGCUGAGCAAGCAUCUCCAUCAACUUCUGAUCUCAUAUGCUUGAGCCCACAAGAGGAGGAGGAAGAGGAAGAAAGUGUUGAUUUGUCAAUGUACUCAUCCAUGCGAAGGUCAAAAGCAUCUAAUGCGACACGCUCAUAG
Clavispora lusitaniae ATCC 42720 is the source of this 1254-nucleotide messenger RNA. RefSeq lists its product as uncharacterized. The record is from RefSeq and is a predicted model, not a curated record. Lineage: Eukaryota; Fungi; Ascomycota; Pichiomycetes; Serinales; Metschnikowiaceae.